Molecule: messenger RNA, 348 nt
Organism: Soboliphyme baturini
Lineage: Eukaryota; Metazoa; Nematoda; Enoplea; Dioctophymatida; Soboliphymatidae
Source: the annotation of a GenBank genome assembly
CGACAGUACUUGAAUCCAGCGAAAGGUUACGACGGUCAUGAAGUCGAUUUGUAUUUUCCUGUCAUUACCAUUAGCCAGUUUUUCUUUUACAUGGGCUGGCUCAAAGUUGCAGAAUCUAUCAUCAAUCCUUUUGGAGACGACGACGAUGAUUUCGAGGUGGAGGCCAUUAUCAGGCACAACAAGGAGAUUGCUGAGCAAAUCAUAUCCAACAGCAAUAUCGUUCCAUGUUUGACCUAUAUCGACUUGCCCCCCGCACCACCUCCUACGAAACCGAAACUGCCUCCAGCAACGUACGCGUUGAACAUGCCAGAAAAAAUGAACGAGCUGCGAGAAGCUCUUUUACACUAG